GCUUCAUUCACUCCCGGGGCCUGCAGGAGGAUCGUGGGCUUGGCAGAGGGCUUAGAUGGUGGAAUAGCAUCACAUAGCGUUGCGACGAAGAGCAGAAGGUGUCGGCAGCCACUUGCCUGGUAAACUAUUUCUCACUUUUAUUAAAAUCUACAACCUGCGUUUCUUAUGGUUGCCCUUUGUAGUUAUAUUCAUUUUAUUUUCUUCCUGGUUGCUUUUCAGUUCAGUCCCUUUCCCUCCCGGGACCUGUCUUUUAGACUCUUAAUGUACCUUUACAUAUAUACAUAUACUUUUCAUGUAUGUGUGUGUGUUUGCUAUGGGCAAAUUCAUAAUUAAACUCCAGCUCAAGCUGGUAUUACUAUUAUUAAUAAUUAUUAUUAUAUUAUAAUAUAAUAAUUAAGAAUAAUAAUAAUUCAUCAUAGCAGUGGCCGCUGGAUGGGUCACCCUGUUUCAAAUGGCAUUUUGAAACUUGCUUGGCAAAUAGUGCUUCUCCGCAGGCCCUCUGUUGAGUGAUUUAGGAUGCUGAUAGGAUUGUGUGUCUUUAGGUAGACAGUUAAGCAUCCAUGCUGUGGGGUAGUGAUCUCCUCAAAAUAAUUUGUCUUUAGAAAUUAGAUCAAACAGAUUUUUCGCUUGGGCAGGUCGAGCCCCCUCCUGCUCAGAUCCAUAUCCGAUUUAUUUUUCGCAGUCCUCUGUUUGCAAAUCAUUACUUCCAAGAGUGGAGACCGUUUGCAUUCCUGCAGGCUGCUUACUGGUAUCUGGCAAGAUUCCUUGGGACAGCGCAAUUUGCUUGGGACAGUGUCUAUGGUUUUAUUUUGAAGGAAACAAGCUGUCUGAAAUGAAGUGUGUGUGUGUUAUAAAAGCAAGUGAGAGCAUAUUUGCAAAAAACCUUCACUUUAGUGAAGACCUGUCAAUAAAGAGGCAGGGCUGUGAGGGGAAGGAAACUUAUCCUGAAGGGUAGCUAAACCUUCAAGCUAAAAUCUGAUGGUAGUUGAGCUUUAAAACUAGUCAUCCUUAUUGCUGCACGUCCAGCCCUUAGAGCAAAGCCAUUUUGUGUGUCAGCUCUUGGCCUGAAGUGAACCUCUCUCUUCUCAACCGUAAAAGUCAGGAAGUGAAGAUUUCAGACUCGGAAGCAAACAUUUUCACUCUGGGUUUGAUCGCAGAUUUCUUUUGCAGUGACUUUGACAUAUGUAGAGCCAAAACGUCACUUAGAGCUUGCAGCAGUGAAGAGAGAAAGAAAAAUUCCAUUCUAAUGGGCCAUAGAAAGGAGACCAGAAUAGAAAUAACGAAAUGUUCCUUGUAGGUUUAUCACGUAAACUGCAGAAAUAGCAACAACUAAUUGAUGGUUAAUUCUUGACUCUUUUUCCUGAUCCUUUCUUUGCUUGUGGUUCACUGGAAUAUUAUUUUCCAUUCCACCUUUAAUUGCUGCAAAUAAAGACUACUUGUGCUGUCAGCACAGCCAGAGUGAGUUUUGCUUUCUGUUGUAUGAAACCAUUUCCUUAGUUUGGAGGGACACACGCAGAACACAGGAAUGUCUCUCCAUAGCAGGUGGGCUGGUGGCUGUGGUAUUUUCUAUAGUGUUCAAUCUGUUCCUUGUAAUAUGCUCAGUGGCUUACUUGCUAGAGCCACCUGCCAUGUGCACAUCUUUGCAUGUAGAGUACUUUGGCUUCUGCCACCUGCUUAUGUAUUCCAGAGUACUGUAAAUAUCCUGUGAGAUAUUGCUGCAAGGAAAAUUCUCUAUUGUAGUAUUGGGCUUGGACCUGUCAAUCUUACUGCAUUUUAUGUGGUGGAGGGGUGUAACAAACAUACCCACAGUGACAAGUGCCUUCUCUUCAGUUUCUUUCAUAAGUCCCUGAAAAUUAGCGCAAGACUAGCCGUGAGGGCUUAGUUAUGUGUUGUCUGUCCUCAUCCUCAUCCUUUUCUGUUCUGUGUUAUAAAAUGCAAAGGUUCUUUUACAGGCCAAAUUAAGCAGCUUUUUAGCAGCAGGGGUAUGAGGGGAGAGGUUGAAAACCCCACCCACUUCACACACUUCCUUUGCAGGUUAUUAUUUAUUUACAGUAUUUAAAAUGUGCAUAACCUGCCUUUCAGGGUCAAAAUCAAUAGCUGAACUGCAGCAGGCCUGUUAAGAGCCUUAAUCACAAGAAAGCAGCAGUGAAUCGAUAAGUUUUUAUGGCCUUGUGUAUCACGACAAAAGCAGAGUUCCACACAGCUGGAAAAUGGUUCCAUGUCCACAGUUUGUAAAACAAAGCACACAAAAAUGCAAGGACAAACUAUGUUUGAUAUGUGGUCUUUAAAUUCCCCUGUUGUUGGGAAUGGAGUGCAGCUUGUCAUGGGGUGAGGUAGGUUCUCUCUUUUUAGCAUUAUGAAAUCCUAAGAUCUAACAUUAACAGGAAAUAAAGUAGAGAGACAAUGUUAGAGAGUCCCUUCUUAUACAAUUGCAUUACAUACUUACAUACUCCUUCAUCCCUGAAAGGAGCAAACCUAAAACUUGCUUCUAGUUUGAACAAGCUGGUUGUAGAUGUGUUUUGCUUGCCACAGAAGUGCCACUUUGAAGUUUCUUUUCUGUGUCUCUGUGAUGCUCUCCGUUUCAUACACAGGCAAAGGAAUUAAAUACUGUAUGCCUACUUUUACUAUUUACACUAUUAGGAGGCUUUAAAUACAGGUCUGAGGGACGCGGGUGGUUCUGUGGGUAAAACCUCAGUGCCUAGGACUUGCUGAUUGUAAGGUCGGCGGUUCGAAUCCCCGCAGCGGGGUGAGCUCCCGUCGUUCGGUCCCAGCUCCUGCCCAACUAGCAGUUUGAAAGCACCCCUAAGUGCAAGUAGAUAAAUAGGUACCGCUUUAUAGUGGGAAGGUAAACGGCGUUUCCGUGUGCUGCGCUGGUGCUGGCUCGCCAGUUGCAGCUUCGUCACGCUGGCAACGUGACCCGGAAGUGUCUUCGGACGGCGCCGGCUCCCGGCCUCUUGAGCGAGAUGAGCGCACAACCCUAGAGUCGGGCACCGUACGGGCAGGGGUACCUUUACCUUUACCUUUAACUACAGGUCUAGAAACAAACUAUUAAAAACGGGCAUUAACGUGUUUCCAAUUUUGUUGCUCUGUCUAUAAAGUCAAUAAGUCCGAAGUAGAUUAUUUAGGACCACCUGAAAAUAUGUGGUUGCUCACUGCACUCCGGUAUAUUAUAUAUUUUUGAUGUAGUCAUCAUUUUGAGCAAGAUAAUUGCAUUAAUAUGUCUGUAACAUCUAACAUAAAUGUCUUCACUUUUUUGCUGCGGGACAAAAAUGUGAAGAAUUAACUGAUUCUGAAAUCUAAUAUGCAGAAGCAGUGUCUCUGUUUGUUUGAAGCAGAGGCAUAAUGCAUCGAUCAAUUUGUACCUGGAACUUGCCCAGCUUAAUGAAUUAUAGCCUGUUUUAUCUCUGCUAAAGUGGUGAGCCAAUCUAGCAUGAGCUGUUCUGUCUCAAGCUUAUAAAAAGGUCUGACUAUUUCCACAAAAAGAGUGGACACUUAGUACUGUGAUUCAUCUUGCUUGUUCUAAGGAGCAUAAAGUCCUUCUUUUUUAAUGGUCCUCAUGCCUUUGGAUGAGGUCUAAUCCUGUGCAAGGUCUCUGCUCUUUAUUACUUUGGACUGCAGAUUGGAGGCCCAUGUGGUCUUUUUAAAAAAGAAAAUAAUCCGCCCCACAGAAAGCUAGCAUGUCAGGGAGAAAGGCUCCCAUAUCUCCUAGUUUUCAGAAUGCAGGGAGUUCAGUAUGCACAAGGAAAUAGGUUCCCCUUCUCCUGACAUGCUAGGUUUCUAUAUGCAAGGAAGGAUUUGCAUGGAGGAGUGUUCCGUUUUGUGAGGCUCCACACGGAGCCUGAAGUGGUUUGGCCAAUAACAUAGACUUACCAUCUUAGUGUAAGGGACGCGAGUGGCGCUGUGGGUUAAACCACAGAGCCUAGGACUUGCCAAUCAGAAGGUCGGCGGUUCGAAUCCCCACGACGGGGUGAGCUCCCGUUGCUCGGUCCCUGCUCCUGCCAACCUAGCAGUUCCGAAGCACAUCAAAGUGCAAGUAGAUAAAUAGGUACCGCUCCGGCGGGAAGGUAAACGGCAUUUCCAUGCGCUGCUCUGGUUUGCCAGAAGCGGCUUAGUCAUGCUGGCCACAUGACCCAGAAGCUGCACGCUGGCUUCCUCGGCCAAUAAAGCGAGAUGAGCGCCGCAACCCCAGAGUCGGUCACGACUAGACCUAAUGGUCAGGGGUCCCUUUACCCUUUACCUUUACCAUCUUAGUGAAGCCCUUUCCCCUCUCCUUCCAAAUUUUGCCUCAUUACCUGAAGCACUUUCCCCCUAGUAGUUCUGGUUCUGGAAGUUAGUUGGGUUAAGGGAGGAGAAGAAGUCUAGGGAAGGCUUAGUUCUCUUCACCCGCAUGCCCCCUUUCCAGUGAAAGUAAAAACAGACACCUCUGCUUUAUCCAUGAGCAGGAUCUCUCGGCAUAGACCUCUCUGCUUAUUCUAUUUCUAUGUUUAGAUGGUGUGUAUUCUUCUCCCCAUUUUAUCCUCCUAACAGCAACCCUGUGAGGUAGGCUAGGCUGAGAGUCGGGGACCAUCCCAAGUUCACCCAGCGAACUUCAUGGCUGAGUGUGGAUUUGGACCCUAGUCUCCCAGUUCCUAGCCCAGCGCUCGAACUUCUCUCCCCAUUGCAUACCCGCUUCCCAGCCCGUGCUUUUCGGUGGUCUGACUUUGCACCCUCCUGGAGUGUUUUUGCCUGGCUGGAAUUUGCCUCUCGCUUGUCUUGAUGGAGGGCAUGUGUCAAUGUGUGUAGGAACUAGCCAAGCUCAGAUAAAUAAAAUUUACAUCCUUGAGCCGUCCACUUUCCCCCAUGCUUCGUGUAAACAUUGCUUUGACUGCUUUUGAAUAACUUUUUUAAAAUUCAGAAGAAAUGUACAUUCCUUUUUUUUAAAAAAAAAUCAUUUUUAUUAAUUUUCCAAUAAAAAACAUCCAAUCAACAUAUCCAAUCAUAAACCAAUUAAAACAAAAAACUAAAAUAAAAAAGACCAAUUAGAAUCCAAAUUGUAAUUAUUAAUUUUUCGGGCCUCCCCAUAGUCUGGACCUCUGAAGCAUAUCUCCAAAUCUCAGUCCUGCCUCUCCUUGUUGUUUUCAUAUUUUCCACAUUCCGAUUUUAACGCUUUAACGUUCUCUGUCUCUGGCUCUACGAUUCUCAAUCAUGUCAGAAAUCAUAUAUCCUUUCAUCCGUCGAAUAUAGCUUUAUCUGUGUCUGUAUAUUUUUCCAACUGUCUAUUUGCCAGCGCAGCUUCCCCUGACUCCAUUCCAGUCUGGGCUGUUGUCCAAGUCUGUUAUCUGAAGUUUCAUGACGCAGCAACUCCCAAGUCAUUAAUCCUUCCAAUCCGGGCUGUUAUCCAAACCUUCCUUUUGAGAUUUAAUGACACAGUACCUUCCACAUUGUUGAGUUGUUUUUAUAAAUUGUUGGGAAAACUGUUUGCAAUAUUGCAGUGUAAAUAAAGUGUAUUCCACAGUCAUUUGACCGAUCGAUUGAUCGUCAGAAAUGUACAUUCCAAGAUGAUACGGCUACUGCAGUGUAACAUACUCUCUCGUGCCCCCGCCUUCAUUUUCUUUUUUGAAAAAAAUGUUAAUAAUAACUCCCCCUGAGUGUUAGGGGCUGGCUGGAGACGAAUAAUGUAAAUGCACCAGCUGGCUCUAAUAUUUAUUUAUUUUAUGGAAUUUAUACACUGCUAGAUUGUAAAAAAUAAAUAAAAAUAAACCUGUAAAUGGUUUACAGGAAAUAUAAAACAAUGAUUUUAUCAAUAAGAAAUAUUAUUGCAAAAAUAGAAUAUAUUUAGCUAUGCCUUCCCUUCCCCCCUGACAGGGACUCAAGGCAGCUUGCAGAUAAAAUAAGAAGAGAACAAGAAUUAACAACAAUAAUUUGGAAAAGCUCAAACUAACAAUAAACCAAAAACAGAUUGAAACUCAACAUCAGUGUACACUGGGUCCCACUGAUGGGAAACAUUUGCUCCCUAGAUAAGCGCCUUUGUACAGUGCUAACGAUUAGUUUGAACUGGCCGGCUGCCCUUGUGAUAAGAGGUUUCCCCUCAGAAACCAGCAAUCGUCCGUGACUCAGAUAAAUACCGUCUUCCAGAUACCAAAAAUUAUUAGCUGUGUGAAAUCGAGACGCGUAAUGCAAUUAGGAAGGGGAAAGCCAUUGGUGCCUCUGGUCUGAUUGAGCGGAAAUCACAUCUGUCCAGGAAAAAAAUGGGUGUGAGAACUUUUCCACAUAAAAUGAGGCAGGGAGCUGUAGGAAGCCGACCUCUGACUUAGCGAACCUGGGGUUGUAUUCAACCAAGCCCUGCUCAGAGUAAUCCCGUUGAAAUUAAUGCACCUACUUUGUGACCUAUGGGUUUACUCUGGGUAGAACUAGCAUCCCAGGGUGCAGGUCCUCAGUCAGCCAUCAAGAUUACUGGGCGACCUUGGGCCAGCCAAUGUCUCUGAGCUACCCUGCCUCACAGGAUUGUUGUGAAGAUAAAAUGGGAAGGAGGAGAAUCAUGUCUGUCACCAGUUCCACAGGGCGGGUGCCACCACCAAGAAGGCCCUCUGCCUGGUUCCCUGUAACCUCACUUCUCGCAGUGAGGGAACCACCAGAAGGCCCUCAGAACUGGACCUCGGUGUCCGGGCAGAACGAUGGGGGUGGAGACGCUCCUUCAGGUAUACUGGGCCGAGGCCGUUUAGGGCUUUCAAGGUCAGCACCAACACUUUGAAUUUUGCUCCGAAAUGCACUGGGAGCCAAUGAAGAUCUUUCAGGAUCAGCGGUCUCAGCGGCUGCCCCCAGUCACUAGUCUAGCUGCUGCAUAUGAUAUGAUAUGAUAUGAUAUGAUAUGAUAUGAUAGCCAUCUUCAAAUAUCUCAAGGGCUGUCCUAUGGAAGAUGGAGCAAGCUUGUUUACUCCUGCUCUGGAGGGUAGGAUUUGAACCAAUGGCUUCAAGUUACAAGAAAGGAGAUUUGGACUAAACAACAGGAACAACUUUCUGACAGCAAGAGCUGUUUGACAGUGGAACGGUCUCCCUCAGGAGGUGCUGGACUCCCCUUUGUUGGAGGUUUUCCAGCAGCGGUUCAAUGGCCAUCUGUCAUGGAUGCUUUAGCUGAUAUUCCUGCAUUGCAGGGGGUUGGACUAGAUGGACUCUUGGGGUCUUUUCCAACUCUAUGAUUCCCCCUGUCCCAGCACCAUGGCUCCCUUCUGCAUCCUGGGAUUGCCACAAUUGCACUUACACCCCAUCCCCCCAAAAUAAAAAUGUUGAAGGGGAUUCAAUCGCAGCUGUAUCCCUUUUCAAAUCAUCGCUUCCCCCUGCAUCCGUGGCUUGCCAAGUCCACAUCUUUCUGAUUUCCUCCUCGUCUGAACUGCUGUGGCUUUUCAACUUACUUCCUACUUACCUGUUUGCUGAGGAUUCCUCCCCCAGGAAAGCUGGGCCAGUGCUUUGUGUGGAGUAAGUGACCACAUUAGUGAGAGUUAAGUGGUUGCCCCCACUUCUGCUUGUCCCGCUGCUCCCCCCCCCCACCGGGAAAACCCGCUGUUCACCGCUGAAUCAGAAUAAACAUGUUAUGUACUGAGUUGCAUAGGAUCCAAAAUGCAGCACUCUGAUUGGUCCUAGAACAAUAGGAUUCAGAAUGCAGCAGUCUGAUUGGUCCUAGAACAAUAGGAUUCAGAAUGCAGCAGUCUGAUUGGUCCUCAGGAGCCACCCAAUCCAACUCCAGGUGGAAGUGAAUCCGCAACCUGAUUGGCCUACAGGAGAAUCCCAGAAUUAGCCAAUCACCUGGGGCCCAUUGUGUAAAUAAUGUACAGUGGUACCUCGGGUUACAUACGUUUCAGGUUACAUACGCUUCAGGUUACAGACUCUGCUAACUCAGAAAUAGUGCUUCAGGUUAAGAACUUUGCUUCAGGAUCAGAACAGAACAGAAAUCGUGUUCCUGCGGUGCGGCGGCAGCAGGAGGCCCCCAUUAGCUAAAGUAAUGCUUCAGGUUAAGAACAGUUUCAGGUUAAGAACGGACCUCCAGAACGAAUUAAGUACUUAACCUGAGGUACCACUGUAUAUAAAGCAGACAUUUCGGGGAACUUCCAUUCCUCACUACUAUGAGCUGAAUAAAGAGCAUGAAAUCCACACAUUAAUUGGUCAAAACAUUAAUUGGUUUUUCUGCGGAUAGCAGCUUGUUCCGCUUCAGCAGUAAAUAGCGGGUUUUCUAAGAGAAAACUGUGUGACAAAUGAAAAACUACUUGGACUCAUGCGUAGACAGCACAGGACAAGUGGGGGAAAAAAUCUCUUGGGCUUUGUGGGUGAGCCCUAAGCCUGAAACCACUGCAAGACGUCCUUGUUUUGCCAGGCUGGUAUGUGGCACACUUGACUCAACCUUGCACGCUCAUAUUCACACGCUCACCUGGGGCGAUUAGCAGUAGCCCCUAGGUGAGCAGGGGCUUGGCAAGUGCCCUGCCCCAUUUUCCCCACGCUACCUCAUUCCCCCAACUCCUGCUUGCCCCCAUGGUUUAAAGCACCGGGGCAACUAUUCUUACCCUUGGCAAAAAGAAAUUUUAAAAAGCAAACAAACCCAAUGUGUGUGUUCUCCUUGUGUUGAAAAACUAAAUUAAGAAAUUAAUUUGAAGGACAAGUAGAAAGUCCGAAUUCAUUAUGGUUUAAUCGGCAUUUAUUUUAAAUUAUGAGUUCAAGGACAGAGUUCGGGAGAGAAUAAGUAAUGGCUAAUUAGAUUGUACCGGGGCCAGAUGACACUUGUAUCAUAUUUCAUUUGUUCCUCCCCCUGCAACGGGAGAGGAAUCCUGUUCCACAGGUUGCUCAUUAACUGGAGACAGGUAAAUUAAUUUGUUGGGAGGAGUACCUUCUGUUGGCUUUAUAUCAUGGCUAAAUAUAUUUGAAGGUGCUUAGCCUCCUCUAAUGGAUGCCUGUCAAUAAUGCAAAGCAGAACGUAGAGGUAAUUGCUGUCAAAUUGGGAUCUAAGGACCAGCGUUAUUUGAGGUGCACCCCCCCCCCCCCGUAGCAAUUGACGAAUCUGUCUAGAGUUGCCUUUCAGACUGUGUCCAGGGAAAUCGCCUUUCAGGGGGGUUUAUUGGAUAACUCCGGCUGAUUCACAGCUUCUUCACUGAGGCAUUGCAGUGCAAAACUUCAAAGCAUUAGUUAAUUAGUUCCAUUAAAAGCCGAGUGGCAAAUAAGCUCCAAAAUCUUUUUGUUGGUUGACGGGUUCUAAAAACCUUCAACCUAGCUCAAGUUCUCCUGUUUGAAUUGUCUGUGUACUAAUGACAUCUCUUCAAUAAAUUGGAUUUGAUACAGAUUUCUGCUAUAGAUCUUUCUUGACCGAUUAAUUCCAGCAGGCCAGCUGGGUUUUGUCCCCAGUCACCUAAGCGCUCUUCAGAAAGCAGCUUGUGUUUCUGUUAGCAACGAAGUUUCCGUUGCUUCUGUUGCCAGGCUGUAAAUGAAUAAAUUUGGCCACAGGUCCCUCUGAACUAGCGUGAUUCAAAAGAAAACUUCUUAUUCAUAUUCUUUUUUACUUUGAUUUGUUUUUAAAGGGCCUACGCAGCAAAGGUUUGGAGAUGUGCACCAAAUUUGUGAUUUAUAAAACAAAGUCACUUCUCUCUCCCAUAAUACCUGCAUCUUAAAGCGGGCAGCUAAGAGAGAUGGAUCUCAAGGCAGACUAAAAAUAAAAAGGCACAAUCGGUUCCCACGUUGCUGUUGGAACUUUCCAAAGGACAUUUGGAGGUUUUUACAUUCCUGGCAAUGGAUUUUAUUUUUUUUAAAGAGCAAUUUAUGGCAGUAACCUCCCCUUGUAUAAUAGCGACCUGAAUCUUGAUUUCAAAGCCGUACUUAAUAUAGAUAGAUAAUUUAUUACGGUCAAAGACCAGCUCGCAUAACACAAUAAAAACAGCGUUCAUAAAGAUAAAAUAUACAAUUAGAGCAGAUUGCAGCAAUAGCUCAUGUGUUAAAAUUGAGAUAUAUACAUACAACCCGUACAAUUUGGGCUACCAUAAAAAUUGACCCUGAGGCACCCCAAAGGACGACUUCAGCUUUUCCCUAAUAAGCUAUUUUAUUCUAGAGGAUGAUCUGUGCCUACAAAUCUGGGCGCAGAAUCUGGCUACCAGCCAGGUCGUCUUGUGAUCUUUGCCCAAGAGGAGAGAAUUAAGUUUAGACUUUUCUGAAAGAUGGGCGAGCCUCUUCAGCAAAGGGUCAGUGGUAUCUUUACAAAUCUCAGCAUAAAAAGGACGCCUAAAAAUAUAUAUGUUCGGGGCUUCCUAUUUCCCCUAAUAGGCAGGCGCAAAGUCUCUGUGUGUACAGGACUUUUCCAUAGGAGCCUUCCAGUUCCGAUGAGGGCAAGGCCGAGCUUCUAGCAAGAGUUAAAGCCCUUCUUGCAUUUCUGGGUGCGAGGAAAUAGAGAUAUGUUGCUGCAAUGGCUACGUAUCUCCCGUUUUCUAAGACAGCUGGACAUAUAAAGGGCCCCAUUACCUUCAGUAGCUUAGGGCCUCAUCAAACUUUUAUAACCACUUCCCCAACUCACUAGUUUAUAAUUGAUUAACAUAAUGUUGUGCCUAGAACUUUGACUGCUUCCCCUGCUAAUUAAUCAAUAACUUGAGACAUGGAACAGUAUGCUAUUCAAAAGAGGCCUCCACCAGAAUUUCAUUUCAUUGGUGUUUAAAAUAUGUUGGCAUCUCGCUCCUUCCCCUGCCACAUUUAAUAUUCUAUAAAAUGACCUAAGGAAACCAGAUAAAAUUAUUCCAGGGCCCAAAUGAGACCAAUGAAACACCGCUUCGCCACCCCUGCUAUGGCAUAUCAAAGAAAGCCCCCCCUUUCCCCCUGUUGAAAAAUUCAGCAUUUAUAGGCAUGGCCUCUGCUUCAAACCAUGCGCCCAAGCUUGCAAAACAAUACUUAAGACUCAUAGAUGCUGCUGUUGUUAUAGUGCCUGGAUAGCUCAGCUGGUUAGAGCGUGGUGCUGAUAACACCAAGGUUGCAGGUUCCAUCCCCGUAUGGGGCAGCUGCAGAGUCGUGCACUGCAGGCGGUUGGGCGAGAUGAUCUUUAGGGUCCCCUCCAACUCGUAAGAUUCUAUUUAUAUUGUGCCAUGCAUAUGAUGCUUUACUAAAGUCCCUACUGCAAAGGGCUAGCAAUCUUAAAAUAUACCCAAGGAAGCAACAGAGGAAGAAUGGUAGAAUGUACCCUACGUACCCCUUCCCUGAAAUGAGAUUGUUUCAGUUACAGGUACUUUGGUUUAGCUACAGCAGGGACGUCCCACUCCCAAUAGACUGCAAUCUACUCACAGUAUAAAAAAAGGGCAGUGAUCUACCCAUUGUCGUUGAAUGGACCAAAGUUCUUGAGCUUCUUUGGGUGGACCAAAGUUGUUAAGCUUCUUUUAGGAAGCCAAAGUUGUUGCUGGGCGACCAAAGAUCUACCAGGAUCUACCAGGAAUGCACCACAAUCUACCAGUAGAUCACGAUCUACCUGUUGGACAUGUCUGAGCUACAGUAAGAACAUAAGAAGAGCUCUGCUGCAUCGGGCCAGUGGCCCACCUGGUCCAGCAUCCUGUGGCCAACCGCAGCAUCCUUCCCCGCUUCUGUGCUUUCUAUAGCUGACCUUCGGAAGCAUUGCUGCCUUUGACCAUGGAGGCUGAACAUAGCCAUCAUGGCUCGUAGCCGUGGAUUAGCCCUUGUCUUCCGUGGAUUUUCCUAAGCCGUCCAAGUAGGUGUUGAUCACUACAUCUUGUGCGAAUGAAUUCCACAGGUUAGCUGUGCAGAGAAAUGCCUUCUUUUGUCUAUUCUGAAUCUUCCAGCAUUCAGCUUCAUUGGACGUCUCUGAGCCUCUAGGGCAGCCUUUCUCAACCUGUGGAUCCCCAGAUGUUGUUGAACUACAACUCCCAUCACCCCUAGCUAGCAAGGCCAGAGCUCAGGGAUGGUGGGAGUUGUAGUCCAACAACAUCUGGGGACCCACAGAUUGAGAACUGCUGCUCUAGGGUUAUGAGAAUUAAAUUUGUGAUUUCUGCAACUCGGCAAGCUAUGGCACACGAUGGACAUGGGUGGCACUGUGGUCUAAACCACUGAGCCUCUUGGGCUUGUCGAUCGGAAGGUCGGCGGUUUGAAUCCCCGCGGCGGAGUGAGCUCCUGUUGCUCUGUCCCAGCUCCUGCCUGCCUAGCAGUUCAAAAGCACACCAGUGCGAGUAGAUAAGUAGGUACCAUUGUAGCGGGAAGGUAAACAGCGUUUCUGUGCGCUCUGGUUUCCAUCACGGUGUCCCGCUGUGCCAGAAGCAGUUUAGUCAUUCUGGCCACACGACGUGAAAAACUGUCUGUGGAUAAACGCCGGCUCCCUUGGUCUGAAAAGUGAGAUGAGCGCCACGCCCCAUAGUUGUGUUUGACUGUACUUAACCGUCCAGGGGCCCUUUACCUGUACCUGUUUUUUUACUGUAGUCGUGCCGCACCCUUAUAUAGUAAAGGUAAAGGGACCCCUGACCAUUAGGUCCAGUCGUGGCCUUCUCUGGGGUUGCGGCGCUCAUCUCGCUUUAUUGGCCGAGGAAGCCAGCGUGCAGCUUCUGGGUCAUGUGGCCAGCAUGACUAAGCUGCUUCUGGUGAACCAGAGCAGUGCACGGAAACGCCAUUUUAGCUUCCCGCCGGAGCGGUACCUAUUUAUCUACUUGCACUUUGACGUGCUUUCGAACUGCUAGGUUGGCAAGAGCAGGGGCUGAACAACGGGAGCUCACCCCAUUGCAGGGAUUCAAACCGCUGACCUUCUGAUCGGCAAGCCCUAGGCUCUGUGGUUUAACCCACAGCGCCACCCGUGUCCCUUGCACCCUCAUGUACGCAGCCACAAAGUGCCAGGAGUAAAGCAAAGCACUAAUGUUCCUUCCCACCCCCGUCUCUUAGCUCUUUUUCAUUCCUCCAAAUGGUGUCCCUGCCUUGCUCGUAGACCGAGUUGUUGUUGUUUUGAAAGGCUAUAUGUGUUAUCUAGCCAGCAUGAAAAAGCUUAACUAUCCAUAAAGGGUUUUCUUGUACCUCUGUGUGUUGCCAGCGUGAAACAAGACUGCCCUCUUUGUAACGUGUAACGUAAUGUUUUCUUUCUCCAGGCAAACCAUACAGAAUGUUCUCCAGAUUGAGAAUAGCUUCCGCUCCCUGCGUGUCGGCAUGUCGCAGAGUACAUACAAAAGAAAAAGGGAAGGUCUUGAUGCUGAACCCGAGAACAAAUAAGGUCGGUCGCAUGGAAUGUCUUUCACGUCCGUUCUUGAAUUGCUAUCUGUGCUGUGGAUCUUACCCAGAGCUAAAAGCGUCUGCAAGAGCAGGGGGGAGGGGUUUUUUGUGCUGAGACUCGUAGCCUACACCCUCAAAAGAAAAGACCAAGGCUGGUGCAAUUCUUACCCACAAUUACCUGGGAGUAAACUCCAUUGAAUUCAGUAGGAUUGACUUCUGAGUAGGUGUGGUUCAGAUUGUGUCGUAAAUGAGAUAGAAGCCUUACUUUAAGCAAAGCCUGAAUGACCGCAUCUAACUUUGCAUAUCUUUAUUACCGGUAGUUUGAAUGGAAGGGCGACAACGUAGAGAAUCACAACAAAUCUUCCUCUUGUAAUAUGAGUACAGUGGUACCUCGGGUUAAGUACUUAAUUUGUCCCAGAGGUCCGUUCUUAACCUGAAACUGUUCUUAACCUGAAGCACCACUUUAGCUAAUGGGGCCUCCUGCUGCCGCCGCAUCACGAUUUCUGUUCUCAUCCUGAAGCAAAGUGCUUAACCUGAAGCACUAUUUCUGGGUUACUGGAGUCUGUAACCUGAAGCGUAUGUAACCUGAACCGUAUGUAAGCCGAGGUACCACUGUACAGUCGUACUGUGGCUCCCGAACGCCUUGGGAGUCGGAGGUUCUGGCUCCUAAAUGAUCAAAAAUCGGAAGUGAGUGUUCCGUUUUUUGAACUUUUUUUUGGAAGCCGAACGUCUGCCAUGGCUUCCGCUAUUGUUUCUGGUGCGCCUGCGCAAUUGAGAACCGAUUGGAAGCCGCACCUUGGUUUCCGAACUUUUCAGAAGUCGAACGGACUUCCGGAACGGAUUCCAUUCGACUUCCUAGGUACGUCUGUAUACGAGUACAGUGGUACCUCGGGUUACAUACGCUUCAGGUUACAUACUCUUCAGGUUACAGACUCUGCUAACCCAGAAAUAGUGCUUCAGGUUAAGAACUUUGCUUCAGGAUGAGAACAGAAAUCAUGCUCUGGUGGCGCAGCAGCAGCAGGAGGCCCCAUUAGCUAAAGUGGUGCUUCAGGUUAAGAACAGUUUCAGGUUAAGUACGGACCUCCAGAACAAAUUAAGUACUUAACCCGAGGUACCACUGUAUAAUACUGGUGGUGGUAGUGCAUUGUGCUUGUGUUGGUGCAGUGUCAUGGAAUACUUAACUGAUCGGGAAACACAGCAGUUUGCAGUCCUUCCAUAAGGGAAGGAGACAUUGUCAGUGUGGCUGGGAUCAAAACUUUUCACGUGGCAGGUGCAGGGCUGGUAGGGAAAACACAGGGAACUGGUCAGCUAGAGGAUAGAGGAAUCUAGUGACAAGGAAUGGCACAGGGAGAAGUGAGACGAGAAGAAGAAGCUGUGGGAGAAUGAAUCUUGAGAGAAAGGGUAGAGAAGAGGAAAAGUUUGCAUCAGAGAAGAGGUUCAUCCCAUGUGGUUUAAGAUUAGCACUUAGGGAAUUGGGUUAUUUAAGGUAAGUAACUUUUAAAGCAGGCCUUUUCUCAACAACACUCUCCACAUACUUUUGGUCUACUGCAAAGUUCCUAACUAAUGAAUGGAAAGUAACAAGAAGUGGGGUGGGUGCUGGGUGUCUGCUAAAUACGGGGCUCAUUUCCUUGAAAACUCAGUGGUUCUUGGCUAAAUUUGACUUUCAGAAGAAUGUCACCUGGCUGCCUUAUUGCCAGCCCAGAGCCAAGAGAGGAGUAAUGGGUACGGCAAUAGGUUUGGGUGUCAGCUGCCCCAACUGACCCACUGUCCCCUUUCCAAAGUGUCUUACCACAAAACUUGUGGCCCUCUAGUUAGCUGGUCUCCAACCUAUAGCCUGCUCUACAAUGGGUCACAGCCGCAACACUACAAUGGUACAAGUAUAUGGUGUUUGUUUAAAAGUGGAUCCCCAAAUGCAUGUUUGAUCUAAAGGUGGCUCUCACUUCUGAAAAGGUUGCUUGAGAUGUCACUGGGACUGCAGCUCCCAUCAUCCUUGACCAUUGGCUGUGCUCGCUGAGGCUCAUGGGAGUUGGAGUCCAACGACAUUUGGAGGGUCACGGGGAGGUAGGGCAGGAUGCAGCUCUGACAGACUGAUCUCUUCCCCCCACGCCAGAAAAAGAGUUACGAUUCUGUUGACAGGAAAAAUAAGAAGCAAUUCCGUGUGACAAGACGAUAGGAGUGAUGAACCCCGAGGUCACUGCUGGGUUUAUUGUUCAAUCCGGCAGUUUUUAUUGAGGCUGAGUCAUAAGAGGAUUAAGAAUGAAGUCGAGACAGAUAGCUGUCAAAAGGCGUAGCUGGGGUUGCUGAGAGGGAAUAGGCUCUGGAAAAUAAAAGUGCUAAAUAAUGGCUGCCUGGUUCUCUUCUGCCCCCUCCCCCCAAAAAAGGACCCUUGCCCAUUUCAACAAUAAUAUUUUAAUAUUUCUUAUUUCUUAAACAGAUGUUUGUUGAGCAUCUGGAUAAGCCCUAAGUAGGCCAUAUUGAAGCUCAAUCUUCUGAAAAAGGAGGGCCUCUGAACACUAUUUCAAAUCUCUGAAGAGACUGAACAAGAUGCCAUCUGAGAUUAGUGACCCCGACUUUCCUUCAAAAAACAAUAUCCUUCAUUACUCUCCAAGCCUCUUCAUCCUUGGCAGAUUAAAAUUGAGGAAACUAUGGGCCCUGUUAGCUCAAUCAGAUGUCAGGCUCACUGAGAUUCAGCUUUGCUAAAAAAAAUAAAACCCAACUAGAUGGUACUGAGAAUUGCCAGGAAUUGUUUUGGCUUGUUGAAUUAGAUUAGUGUUGGUAUAAUCAUCAUCAUCAUCAUCAUCAUCAUCUAUUAUUUAUUAUUUAUACCCCGCCCAUCUGGCUGGGCUUCCCCAGCCACUCUGGGCGGCUUCCAACAAAACACUAAAAUACAGUAAUGCAUCAAACAUUAAAAGCUUCCCUAAACUAGAACAGGGGUGCUUGUUUUUAUUUUCCUUAGCAUUCUUAUGAUGAAGGAAAUCUUAAGAGUAGGGCCGCGGAUACUGGUUGCUAGGAAACAAGAUUGAGAGGGGCCUGUUUCGCUCAUGUCCUGCUUGUGGUCUCCUGGACUAAAUAGAAUCCUGGACUAGCGCUAGGCGAGAUCAGCCUUUCAACAUCAAGAUGUAUCACCAGCCAAACAUUGCAAUAUGUAUCCCCAGCCAACACAUUGCAGUGUUGAAAAGCAGAGGGAGGAACGAGUUGCAUCGGCCCUGGCCCUGCAAGGCGCCAGGGUGAAACCGCCUCAGCUCCCUUGGCGGGUGCUGGUGCUUAGCUGUCAACCGUCCCUUAUUUGGCGGGAAAGUCCCUUAUCCCAGCGCGGUGUCCCGCUGCUGUCCCUUAUUGAUGGUGUCCCUUAAAUUUCCCGGGUUUCAAAGGAAGCAGCUCCUUUCCCUCCCUCCCUGCCGGCCAGGGAGGAGAGAGGCUCCAACUGUGUUGCUUGGCUGCGUUGCUCACCCAAUAAGGAGUCUAAGAACGACUGGGGGGUGGAGCUUGCAUGCCUUGUGCCGAUCAAAUCGGCCGUGUUGCUUGGGGACUCACCUUUGCUCAGCGCUUCCCAGCGGAGAGGUGACGGUGGUUUCCCUUGCUGCAUCCCCUUUGCCAGGUUGCUGUGCUAUGGGAACCACCGCUUGAGGCUUCGUUUGGCUGCUGGCUGGGCUUUCUGCCUUUGGCUCGGAGGGGCUCAGAAGUUGAGCAUACCUGUGCUCUGAAAAAUCCCUUAUUUUGGCUGCUGAUCCCUUAUUUUCGAGGCUGCUGGUCCCUUAUUUUCAAAUCUGUAAGUUGACAGCUAUGUGCUGGUGGCGAAGAGAGUUCCUCUACUGCUAGCACGCCAAAUGAGAAACAAGUUGCAUUGGCUCCAUCGCUGGCAGAUGGCCAUUGAACUUCUGCUUAAAAACCUCCAAGGAAGGAGAGUCCACCACACCUUUCAAGGGAGUCCGUUACAUUGCAGAACAUCUCUUCCUGAUGUUGAGUCGGAAUGUCCUUUCUUGUAACUUGAAUCCAUUGGUUUGAAUCCUUACCUCCAGGGCAGGAGAAAACAAGCUUUCCCCCUCCUCCGUGUGACAGCCCUUGAGAUAUUUGAAGAUGGCUAUCAUCUCUCCUCUCAGUCUCCUCUUUGCCAGGCUGAAUAGCGUCUGACUUCUCUUGUUCCUCUCGAUCUCCAGGGUAUGGCUUUUACGUUAAAAGAACGUCAAAUGCUUGGCCUCCAGGGACUUCUACCUCCGAAGUUUGAGACGCAAGACAUCCAAGCCUUACGGUUUCACAGGAACGUGGCAAAAAUGACCGACCCAUUGGAAAAGUAAGUGUGUGUUGGUAGGCACUUAGUCUUGUAUCAUUCAUUCUCGAGUUUUUAUUGCUAUUGCUGUUGUAGCUUGGACAUGUGUCGCGGCUCCAAAUCCAUGGGGAAAAGCCAGUUUGGCCCAAACUCAGCUUUUGAAAGUAGCCGGUUGACUCAGGCCUUAAAAAAUGUCUGAUAAGAGAACACUCAACAGUGCCUAAACACGUCCAUCGAACGACAGACAUUACAUUCACAGCAUGCUAUAAUCUCAGGGAAAAUACCAUGAAAAUGGUAUAUAGAUGGCAUCUUACCCCCAAAAAGCUUGCUAAAAUGUAUAAAAGGAAAACAUCAACCUGUUGGAGAUGUAAAAAAGAGGAGGGGUAAUUCUAUCAUAUGUGAUGGACCUGGGUAAAGGUAAAGGGACCCCUGACCAUUAGGUCCAGUCGUGACCGACUCUGGGGUUGCGGUGCUCAUCUCGCUCUGUAGGCCGAGGAGCCGGCGUUUGUCCGCAGACAGCUUCCGGGUCACGUGGCCAGCAUGACUAAGCCGCUUCUGGCGAACCAGAGCAGCGCAUGGUAAUGCCGUUUACCUUCCCGCCAGAGCGGUACCUAUUUAUCUACUUGCACUUUGACGUGCUUUUGAACUGCUAGGUUGGCAGGAGCAGGGACUGAGCAACGGGAGCUCACCCUGUUGCAGGGAUUCGAACCUCCAACCUUCUGAUCGGCAAGUCCUAGGCUCUGUGGUUUAACUCACAGCGCCACCUGCCUCCCCUGUGGACCUGUGUAGCCAUUGGCAAAUACUGGAAUGAUAUUUAUAACGAGUUUAAGAAACUAUUUAAAAUUACUUUCAAAAACCCCCCAGAGAUUUUCCUACUUGGUAUAUUACCAUCAGAAAUUAAAAAAUAUAUAAGAUCAUUGUUUAUGUAUGGUAUAACAGCAGCUAGAACCCUUAUAGCAAGGAAUUGGAAAAAUGAAUUUUCCUAGAGAUUACAGAUUAGCAGAUACUCAUGUUAGAAUAUCUACAAUGAGCAAAACUGACGGGAUCAGUUAGAGGAAUAUUGAAACAAAAAACAACUAGAGAACGGAUACUAUUUAAGAAUUAUGUAAAACUUUAUUGUACAAAUAACUCCAUAUUAGCAGAAAUUGAGUGAUAUUUGUAAAGAAAAAGAUCAAAGGAAUGUAUACAAAGCAGAAAGAAAUAAUAUUAUAUAAUGUAAACCUGUGUAAAAAAGAAUGUUAUAUCAAACAGUAUAAUGAGAAGGAUGGGAAGGAUUGUGUCGAUUAUGUAAAUAACUUUGUCUUUUUAAAAAAAUUUCUUUGUUUCUUAUCUUUGUUACUUCUUUUUUCCCCUUUCUUUAUAAAUUUUCUAUUUUAUAUAAUUUUCUUUUUUAUACCUGUGAAGAGAUAGUGCAUAAUGUUUGUAUAGACAUGCAAUUUUUUUAAUCAAUAAAGAAUAUUAAAACACACACACACACACAAAAAACCAAACACGUCCAUCGAAACGUCAUCAGGGCUUCCAUCAAAGCAUCUCUGACCAGGUAUAGGUCAUGUAUAAGUCAUUCUUCUUUCAACUCGUUCCCAUUUUCCAAAUAUACCCCUUUGAAGCCUUUGUUGCUUUGCUUCUUAUUAAAUAUAUUUACUAGUAAAGCAACCUGCUUUCUUUUCUCCAUUUCUGAGAUUCCCAGCCCUACUUGGACCUGGGACCUUCUGCAUGAGAUUUAGAUGCUGUGCCAUUGAGCUAGAGCCCUUGCCCCACCCUUGAUAUAAAUCUAAGAGUAAUUACUGUUUUGAGUGUUAAUAUGUAGGCACUUAGGAUCUGGGCAGUAACUGAAAGAUAGAUAACGUGCCCAUAAAGCAGUGUUCUGACUAAUAAAACAGCUCUCUUAUCAAGGGAGCGCCAUGUCCAUUGAGCAAAUGAUGAUUACACCGGAUCACGUUCAUUUCCACCGCCCUUUAAGUAGGUUUUCCCAUAAUCCUGAUCCAGUGUGUGUUUCUUGGAAGAAACUACCACUUGGUUCAUAGAGGUUACUUGGCAUUCAGCGAAUGCAACUGUUAAAUGCAAAAUAAAAACAAAAAGUUUAGUGUCGGUUGUAAAAACAACCUUGAAUUGGAGUCCAAAAUCCUGCAUUAGCUUAACUGGAAGUAACCUCCAUGAACAAAGUGUUCAGAGGUUUUCAGCCUUUUUGAGUCCACGGUUCCCUUGACCAACUGCGUUCUUUCUGCGGCACCCCCAUGGAGCCAUAUAUGUGUGUGUGUGUGUGUGUGUGUGUGUGUGUGUGUAUAUAUAUAUAUAUAUAUAUAUAUAUAUAUAUAUAUAUAUUAUGCCCUGCCCUCCCCAGCCAGAGCUGGGCUCAGGGUGGCUAACACCAGUAAAAUUACAAUAAAAAAAACCAAUUUAAAAUACAGGAUAAAAUAUAAUUUAAAAUGCAGCCUCAUUUUAAUAGUAGCCCAUAGAUCAGAACCAUAAGGGGAGGGAAACAUAAGGGUCAGACUGAGUCCAAACCAAAGGCCAGGCGGAACAGCUCUGUCUUGCAGGCCCUGCGGAAAGAUGUCCAGUCCCGCAGGGCUCUGGUCUCUUGUGACAGAGCGUUCCACCAAGUCGGGGCCAGUACUGAAAAGGCCCUGGCCCUAGUUGAGACCAAUCUAACCACCUUGCGACUUGGGACCUCCAAAGUGUUGUCAUUUGUGGAUCAUGUCUCCGCCCCCCUGCGUCGCGUUUAGUGUGUGUUCCUUUUUUGUAGUGCUGCACUCAUCUGUUAGCAGCUGUGUUGCUGGUGAGCAAUUUAUUCUAAUUUUGCACACUUAGUGUUUAAAAAAAGGUCAAGAAGCUCGACAACUUUGACUUGCCUCCUAAGAAAAGCUCAACAACUCUGAACUCCCCUCCCCUACUCCCAAUGGGCAGAUCACUGCCUUUUCCCCCCCUGGGAGUAGGCAGUCUUUUGGGAGUUGGACGUCCCUGCAAUAGAGUAUUGGCAGGGGAAGAGGGGAGGGGAGGAGAAACAGUCUACUUAAUUUUGUUUCCCCUUCUGGCAAUUUUUUGCUCAAAAUUCACCCCUCUUUUAAAGCUGCUUUUUGUUACACGGGGGGGGGGGGGGCGGACGGGGACGACGACAAUAUAUGGAAUACUUGUAUCUUUUCCCCUGUGGGUGAAAAGCAGCCUGCGGAUACUUUGAGCAGAAAGAUGAGUGGAAGGGAGAGAAUUAAGCAGCCCCUUCCCUUCUCUCACCCUCUACCCUUUUGCUGCCCUGCUGCUGAAAUUUAACGCCGCUUGUGUUUUUUGUUUUUAAAGAGAAGAGAUACUCAUCUAAGUGAAAUGAAUAGUUUCUCCCUGAGAAGGAUAGCACAGGAGAACCACAAAUUCAAAAAGCAAAAGGUGGAAAAAAGAAUGAUUUUGUUAUUGUUCUCCGUCUUUCAUUUCAGCUUCAGAGUAUUCCUCAUUAGUGGGAAGGUAUAUAAAUAAAUCUAAUCUUGCAUUUCCACUGUUUCAUUUACAGAUACAUCUAUGUGAUGGGCAUGCAGGAAAGAAACGAGAAGCUAUUCUACAGGGUAUUGCAAGAUGAUAUUGAGCAAUUAAUGCCAAUUGUUUAUACACCAACAGUAGGCUUAGCGUGUUCCCAGUAUGGACAUAUCUUUAGGAGGCCAAAGUAAGAACAUUUUUAUAUUCUGAUUUUUAUGUCUCAACCAAUGAAGCUUUUCAGAAUUUACAGUUGCUGUACCAUGGUGACUCAAGAGCUGUCUGUUUGCUUGCUUAUGUUACUUGAUAAAGCACCGUGUACAUGUGCUAUAAAAAAUAAACCAGGAGCCUGCAGCCAAAUAAUGGACUAAUUUUGUCCAAAUUGACAUCUUUAAUUUAUCUGUUUACCCUUUUCCUCAAGCCUUCCUCUUCUUCAUCUAUCUUUCCUUUAGAUUUGUGUUUGGUAGUCCAUUGCCUAAUCUGUUUCACAGUGGCAGUUGUUGAAUUCAGAGAUGUUGAUAAUAAUAAUAAUAAUAAUAAUAAUAAUAAUAAUAAUAUUGUUAUUUACACCCCACCCAUCUGGCUGGGUUUCCCCAGCCACUCUGGGCGGCUUACAGCACAUAAAAAAUUGUAAAAUAUUAGACAUUAAAAAUUUCCCGAUACAGAGUUGCCUUCAGAUGUCUUGUAAAGGUUGUAUAGUUACUUUUUCCCUUAAUAUCUGAUGGGCGGGCAUUCCACAGGGCAGGUGCCACUACUGAGAAGGCCCUCUGCCUGGUUCCCUGUAACCUCACUUCUCGCAGUGAGAGAACCGCCAGAAGGUCCUUGGAGCUGGACCUCAGUGCCCGGGCAGAACGAUGGCGGUGGGGACACUCCUUCAGGUAUACUGGGCUGAGGCCAUUUAGGGUUUUAAUGGUCAGCAGCAACACUUUGAAUUGUGCUCAGAAACGUACUGGGAGCCAAUGUAGGUCUUUCAGGUAUUAUAUGGUCUUGGCGGCCACUCCCAGUCACCAGUCUAGCUGCCGCAUUCUGGAUUAGUUGUAGUUUCUGGGUCACCUUCAAAGGUAGCCCCACGUAGAGCGCAUUGCAGUAGUCCAAGCGGGAGAUAACCAGAGCAUGCACCACUCUGGUGAGACAGUCUGCGAGCAGGGAGGGCAAGCAGAUAUUCUAUGAGCUAACUUCUCUGCACCCUUCCUUCAGCCCCAUCCUUUUGAGCUUUCCUACGUACUUGAUUUGAUUUCCAGUCUUCAACUUGCCCCACCAAGAUCCUCAUCCUCCUGUUCCUUUGGGGCUAAUGUGAGCUUUUCAACCCAGCAAAACAGACGACUUAGCCUUCCUGCACAGGUGACAAACAUCUGCUUUGCCUUUUGUGCAGCUGUGAAUUUCUGUUCGCAGAGAAUAGCGUGGAGAAGAGAAUGUUAGGACUGGUUUCCACUCCCCCAUCUUUCUCUCCCUGUUCAGUCCUAUACUUGAUCUAAACCCUAAGUCCUUCUGUCAGCUUAGUUUGCUGAUUUAUGAAGUUCUGUCUAAUUUUAUUUCAUGUGACAGAUUGAAGUUGGGGUGGAUUAAUUUCACAUUUCCCAAACUCCAUAACCUUUUAAUAAUGCAUUCCAAAAUUCCAAUCUAAUAUUCAUUGUGUCUUCUUCUUUUUUAAAAGCACUAUCUUUAGCUUGAUUUAUUAAUUGAGAGGGUGCCCUUUGCUAAGCUCACACUGCAAAGAAAAGGAAUGAUUUGAAUGCAUCAGUGAGUGAUAUGUUUCUAUUUUCUUGCAGAGGAUUAUUCAUUGCCAUAACAGAUAGGGGCCAUAUUAGAUCAGUUGUGAAUAACUGGCCAGAAAACGAUGUGAAGGUACGAUGCAUCCUCUUCUCAUAUGUGUGUGCUUCUCUUAAUUCCAGCUUUGCUUUUUCAGCAAUGGGGAAACUGGAUAGAUAAAUACCGGGGGUUAUUUGUCUUGCAGUCAGGGAUUUGUGUCAUGCAAGAACUAUGAAUAUUGCACAGCCACCUGGUGCCAUGUCUUGAUGAACAUGUCCUCCGCUUCUGGGUUUCUGAGUAUGAAACUUAGGAACGCAUCAAAACAGGACCAUUUUUGUGAGACCCACUGUGCUCACUCUUUGAGCCAAACAGCUAGGCUCCACCAGGUGGGGGAAAACUGAUUUAGGCAACUGUUUGCAUCUCCUUGCUUCUCUACAAUUGACAGAGCUUUCUAAAAUGUGUGUGCAUUGUGGGAAUGUUCAGGGAGGCAGGAGAGGAUAUAUUGUUUAUUAAUAUCCUUCAAAACUUGCGCUAGCAAGUUCUAUAACAGCAGAGUUUUACAUUCCCCUUUUAAACGCACAGCAGAUAGCUGGUUGCAGGCUUGUUUAAACCUCUCAAUAUUAGGUUCCUGGUAAGUUCCCUUAUAUCCCUCUUAAAAGAAUGAACACGCCACAAUCUUGUGUAAAGUAUAUACAGUGUUACCUUGGGUUACAGACACUUCAGGUUACAGACACUUCAGGUUACAGACUCCGCCAACCCAGAAAUAGUACCUCGGGUUAAGAACUUUGCUUCAGGAUGAGAACAGAAAUCGUGCGGCGGUGGCACAGUGGCAGUGGGAGGCCCCAUUAGCUAAAGUGGUACCUCAGGUUAAGAACAGUUUCAGGUUAAGAACAGACCUCCAGAACAAAUUAAGUUCUUAACCCGAGGUACCACUGUAAAAGUAGUUUACUCACAUCAUCAGUUCACAGUUGGAUUCCUGAAGGCAGACUUAGUUACAAAGUAUAUACCUGUCGAUCUAUCCCAUAUGGGGAUAAUUCCGGUGUCCUCUGUUGGCAGAAAGCCAACAGAGCAUUUCUAGCUAAAAAGAGCUGCUCCAACGACAGAAGAAGUAAAAAAUAGAAGGUGUGUUGCGUGCCUUGUCCGUUUGUUACCUAGACAGGUAAGGUCAUGCCCACCUCUAGUCACAUGCAAGAGGAAGGAUGCUCCACGCCAGGAGGAAACAGGAAGUUUUCGACUGGCUGGACCAAACAUUCCCCUGCACGUAUUCUCUAGGAAAACAAGGAAUGUUGGACUUGACUGCUACUUACGUAUCACAUCCCACAUGCAUGUCCACCUGUUCCCCAAUCCAAGGCAAUCCAAGUCUAUUCUUUUUUUUUAUUUGUGCAACCCCCACCUCUUUGCAAUCUCAAAGUGGCAUCUCAUCGUCCCUUCUUUUGCCUAUGGUUUAGUCAGGGAGCUGAGAAAUUUCUUGGUUCCUCCUCCUCACUCCUGAUCUGAGGGUUUCAGGAUUCUCUGGGAAAGGGGAACAAACUGAUUUGUCUAUAGCGCAGCAGCUUGCCAGGUACUCCUAGUAUCCCUAUCCUAAUUAGGAAAACAAUUGCUUCUUCAGCCUAAACAUUCUUACCUACCAGAAAAGAAAGACUGUAGAGAUUUAUACUGUACCUCUUCCAUCUUUUACCUGUGUGCCUGAAGUUAAUUUCCCCCUUGUGCCUUCAAGGCUGUUGUUGUCACAGAUGGAGAACGGAUAUUGGGCCUUGGUGACCUUGGUGUGUAUGGGAUGGGGAUUCCUGUUGGCAAGCUCUGCUUAUACACAGCAUGUGCUGGAAUACAACCCGACAAGUGCCUCCCUGUGUGUAUUGAUGUCGGCACAGACAAUCAGGUAAGUUACAGCACUGCCUCAUCCCCUCUCCCGAUACCAGUUUUGUAUCGCUACAUCGCUCAGACCUAGUGGGAGGUUUGGCCUUCCCUUUGUUUAUGGGGUGUUGUUAUUUAGACUUCCACGUUUUGGUUUGCCGCUUGGUUUGCCACAAAAAGCCCUAGCUUUUUCCAGUCAGGGACAUGGGUGGCACUGUGGUCUAAACCACUGAGUCUCUUGGGCUUGCUGAUUGGAAGAUCGGUGGUUUGAAUCCCCACGAUGGAGUGAGCUCCCGUUGCUCUGUCCCAGCUCCUGCCAACCUAGCAGUUUGAAAGCACACCAGUGCAAGUAGAUAAAUAAGUACUGCUGCGCCGAGAAGGUAUACGGCAUUUCCAUGCGCUCUGGUUUCUGUCACGGUGUUUCCGUUGCUCUAGAAGUGGUUUAGUCCUGCUAGCCACAUGACCUGGAAAGCUGUUUGUGGACAAACGCCGGCUCCCUCGGCCUGAAAGCGAGUUGAGCGCCGCAACUCCAUAAUCUCCUUUGACUGGACUUAAUCGUCCAGGGGUCCUUUACCUUUUAUCUUUUUAGCCUUUUCUAGAGCCGUGGGUCCUCUCAAGAAUUUCAUGGCAGGUUGGAUUUUGAUUUGAUUUGAUGGAUUUCUCUGCAAGAUGAAAGCUAGACAUAGGACAGCCUGGUUCUAGCAUUUGCCUAGGCUGGUUUUCUCUCUGCAGAGGGAGUUUCAUGUAGAGUAGCAUUUGAAAACAAUGUAGUCCUCUCCAUUUUACAGUCUGAGGUGGUUCAGGCCAUUCAUUCAUUCCACCAUCCGAUUCUGCUGCCUGGGUAGACACUCUUUUCUUGCAGAAUGGUUGAUUGAUUUGAUUGAUUGCAUUUCUAUGCCAAUUUUCGUUCGGACGAAUCCCAAAGCGGCUUGCAAACAAGAAAUAACAGUAAUGUAAUAAAACAUAAUAGGACAUCACAAAUACAGUAUAAACCAUAUAAAAUAGUUAGCAAAUCAUAAAACAGUUACAAUCUAUAAAACACUAUUAACAAAGCAGCAACUUAAAAACGUCAAGAUUACAGGAAAUGUUGUAUUAUAUGAUUAACAAAUCAAUCCAACAUUUAUACUUUAUUAAACAAUAUUAACAACAUUAACAAAAUAACAACUAUAAGAAAAUAAGCUAAGCACUGUUAAAUUCACAACACACACUCCACAACCUAUGACUCAUAAUCUUUAACACUAUUCUGUUCAUUAAAAUACACAUGAAAUACAUAUAAAGCUUAUUAUUAUUAUUAUUUGGCUUUUUUUGGAUAAUUUUAUACAUAUAAAACAUAACCAUUUCAAACAUUAAAAUACAAGGUUCUUUUGAACUUUUGGAUCUCCUUCUCUCCCUCCAUGGGUUCCAUGUUUAAGUUUAAAUUUGCUGCAUCUUUUACUAUUAUCCAUCUAUUAUAUAACCAUAAUUACCAUAAAUAAUUCCACAUUACAAGUGCCAUUACAUCCCUGCCAAAGAUUUUAACUGUUUACAGUGGUCUUUUAAAUAAAUUACAAAUUUACUCCAGUCCUUAGAAAAUACUCGAUCUUCCUGGUUUCGGAUCUUCCCCAUCAGUUUCGCCAUCUCCACAUAUUCCAUCAGUUUCAUCUGCCAUUCUUCUUUUGUUGUUAUUUCUCCCAUAAUGCUCAUUAUUAAGCCAACUCAGCCAGAUGUUUUUCUGUCUGGGGUCCUUGGGUAGUUGGACAUGGUGGGGACGGUGGUCCUCGUCUGGGAGUGUAGUAUUCUUAGUUUUAUUUUUAAAGAGAUGGUGAAGCGUUUAAAAUUUGACUAAGGUGUGAAAGGCUACUUGAUAUCUGCUGCCAAAGUCCACACUUCCUGGGAAUGGCACAAAAUAAGUAAGUCCUCUGUAGAGCAGGGUACUGCAGAAUGAUCUAAGCGCUUCCUUUAAUGGCUUUUGUUCUUCGUUUUCCACAGACGCUUCUUCAUGACCCGUUUUAUAUGGGGCUCUACCAGAAGCGAGACCGCUCUCAGCUGUAUGAUGAACUCAUUGAUGAGUUCAUGGAAGCCAUCGUAGACAGGUAUGCGUUCCAAUAAUCGCAAACAUCAACCCAUGUUCCAAGUACAGUGGUACCUCUGGUUAUGUACUUAAUUCGUUCCAGAGGUCCGUUCUUAACCUGAAACUGUUCUUAACCUGAAGCACCACUUUAGCUAAUGGGGCCUCCUGCUGCUGCCGCACCGCCGGAGCACAAUUUCUGUUCUCGUCCUGAAGCAAAGUAAAAGUAAAAAAUAAGGAAGGCCAUAGUUGGCUAGAUGGACCAACCAACUCACUGUAAAGUAACUAAGUUAAGAAGAGAAUCAGCAGCUUAGAUUUACAAAGGUUUUCUUGCCUUGUUUCCUUACGUGGCAAGAUUCUUAAAUGGCUGUUUCCAAGUCUUGCAUGAACAUGCAUAAAGUAUUAAAACAUUGUGCCCUUUGCAGCACAGCUAUUGACUCCGUAUUUCUCACGCUGCCCUCUAGGUACGGCCAAAACACCCUCAUUCAGUUUGAAGACUUUGGAAACCACAACGCUUUCCGCUUUUUGAGGAAAUACAGAGAGAAAUAUUGUACCUUCAAUGAUGAUAUACAGGGUAAAUCAUCCCCUCUUUGCUAUCUGUUUUGAUUAUAUUUUGCUGGCUGUAUUUGUAGACGCCUUUUUUAUUCCAGCUCUUUUCAGCAAGGUCUGUUCCUUUCACAGGGACAGCUUCGGUGGCCUUAGCUGGGUUGUUGGCAGCGCAGAAAGUUCUUGGUAAACCAAUUACAGAGCACCAGAUCUUGUUCCUUGGUGCAGGAGAGGUGAGUCGUGCUUCCGAGCGAGGCAUGAAGUUCUUUCCCAGCUGGAAAAGGUUUGCGACUGACCUUUCACAGCUUUGUUGCAAUGACCAAACGCAGUGAGGGAUUACAGAAAGCUUUGCACAUAUAAUAUUGGCCUGUUUCACACAACCCACCAAGCCAAACUGUGGCUUAGCACACGCUCACAAGUAUUCCUGGAGAAGUGAUCGCUGCUGUCUCGCUCCUGGUCCUCCUGCUGAUGCCUUGAGCUAAACCAUGCUUUGGCUAAGUGCAUCAUCUGCACUCGGGCUCAUGGUUUGCCUUGCUCUAGACUACUUAACUAAUUUAUUGAAAGGCAGUUGGUCAGCAGCUCUACAGAGUGACAUACCAUACUUUUCCAUGUAUAAGACUGUGUUCUUUUAAUUCUAAAAUAAUGUUCAAAAUCGGGGCUCGUCUUAUACCUCUCCCCCCAUUUUCUUAAAUCGGAGUCCCCCCAAAUAGGGGGCGUCUUAUACAUGGAAAAAUACGGUAUUUUCCCAGCAUUUCUCUUAUUUAUCAGGCUGCCCUUGGAAUUGCAAAUCUCAUCGUCAUGGCUAUGGUGGAAAGUGGUCUUUCUCCGGAAGAAGCUUAUAAGAAAAUAUGGAUGUUCGACAAAUAUGGCUUAUUGGUUCAGGUGAGGCUUGGGGUUUGGUUGGGCACAAUCUUAUUGCUCUACUCCCCCCCCCCCCCCGCCCUGCCAACUCUCAAUAAUUCUUUAUUUUUAAAAUGUCUAGGGUCGGGAACAAACAGUUGAUGCCAACCAAGAGUCCUUUACUCACGCAGCCCCAGACCAGGUGCCAAAGACCUUCUUAGAAGCAGUGAAUGUGCUUCAGCCUUCAGCUAUCAUUGGUGAGUGUUGCGGACGCUUCUCAUAUCAGGUUAGCAGCCCAGAAAUAAUAAUACUGAUGCUUUCAGGAAGGGCUUUUAAUGUCAGGUGGAUACUACUACUACUACUACUACUAAUAAUAAUAAUUUAUUUAUACUCCUCCUAUCUGGCUGGGCUUCCCCAGCCACUCUGGGCAGCUUCCAACAAAAUAUUAAAAUACAGUAAUGCAUCAAACAGUAAAAGCUUCCCUAAACAGGGCUGCCUUCCCAAAGGAGGCUAUGUGUUUACUGAGCACCAGACCUGCAAGAAUUACAUUUUCUACGGUGACUGGCCUGUGUGUGCUUGUACUGUCAACAGGUCUGAGGGGACACCCAUGUGAAUACUCAGUAAGGUAAAAGGUAAAGGUAAAGGACCCCUGGAUGGUUAAGCCCAGUCAAAGGCAACUAUGGGGUUGCGGCGCUUAUCUCGCUUUCAGAUUAAGGGAACCGCCGUUUGUCCACAGACAGCUUUCUGGGUCAUGUCGCCAGCAGGAUUAAACCGCUUCUGGCGCAACGGGACACUGUGAUGGAAACCAGAGCGCACGGAAAUACCAUUUAGCUUCCCGCCAGAGCAGUACCUGUUUAUCUACUUGCACUGGUGUGCUUUUGAACUGCUAGGUUGGCAGGAGCUGGGACAGAGCAACAGGAGCUCACCCUAUUGCAGGGAUUCAAACCGCCGACCUUUUGAUCGGCAAGCCCAAGAGGCUCAGUGGUUUAGACCACAGCACCACCCGCGUCCCAACUGAACACUCACUGGGUGUGUUGGUCAUCCUGUGCCAUGCUAUUCCCGAUAAAGCAGAACUGAGCCUUAUCCUCCAUAAAUUUAUCGGUGGCUGCUAGUACUAGUGGCUAGAUACUGCCUUCAGGAUCAGAGGUGGCAGGCCCUGUUUAAUGACUUCCCGUAGGCAUUUGGUUGAAUAUUUCUGCGCCCAGAUCCUCUUGAUGCUUAAAGCCCUAAGAGGUGUAGGCCACAAAUAUCUGAAAGACCGCUUCCUUCCCUACAGUCCCUCUUGGAUAUUAAGAUCAACAGAGGGGGCCCUCUUGAUAGUUCCUUCACCCUCAGAAGCUUGCCGGGACGGGGGCAUUCUCUGUUGCAGCCCCUCAGUUGUGCAACGUCCCACAGAGGUGUGGCUCAGGACCUCAAUACCUCAAGGACCGCCCCUCCCCAUAUAAACCAUCCCAGACUCUUCAUGCAUCAUCUGAGGCAUGACAAAUGCCAGAGUGCACAGAAACACCAUUUACCUUCCCGCCACAGUGGUACCUAUUUAUCUACUUGCACUAGCGUGCUUUUGAAAUGCUAGCUUGGCAGGAGCUGGGACCGAGCAACGGAAGCUCACUCUGUCAUGGGGAUUCGAACCACCGACCUUCCGAUCAGCAAGCCCAAGAGGCUCAGUGGUUUAGACCACCGUGCCACCCAUGUCCCUGCCAGUUACGUGUGGAGACAAGGGAAUAUACAAACUUGCCAUGAGAUAAGACCUUACUGAGUCUGUGUGUUACCUGUCCUGCAUUAACUGCUUUCAUAUCCCACUGGCAUUGAGGCAAGUAGGAGCAUGAGAAAUAAUUUUGCUUUAGCAGGAACGUGUGCCGUCACAUCCCCAGAGUGGCCGUGCUGUGUCCAACCCAGUUGGCGCAGAAAUACUUGCUGUGUUCCAGUGUCUUAUUGCUACCAUUUUUCAAAAAACUGCAUGUGAGCCUCUUUUUGGCAGGAGGGCGGGGGAAAAGGCAUCAUGUUAUUUGCUUCUUCCAGGGGUCGCAGGCGCAGGCCGACUCUUCUCCCAUGACGUUCUCAAAGCGAUGGGCUCCAUCAACCAGAGACCGAUCAUAUUUGCCCUGAGUAACCCUACUGCGAAAGCCGAGUGCACCGCUGAGGAGGCAUACACAUUAACAGAGGUGGGCCAAAUAACUUGAAGCAUCGCUGGUCAUCACAGUCUUUCUCCUGGACUGUGCAGCUUGACUUGCUUGACUGAGCUGCCGGAAGCUUGAUCAGGAAGCACCUUCUGUGCUGAAGACAUUAUGUGGUUGUGACUCGUGUGCUAGUGUGGCUGAUCAGCUCACCUGCAGAGAACUGGUAUCUGGUAUCAAUGGUCCUUUCCCUCUCUCACGAGGACCUCAAGAGACACACUGCCCAGAUUUGCGCUCUGGGAGGUCACUUGGGUGCUGCUAACACAGUAGUUUGAUUUCUUCUUUUCCUCCUCCUCCUCCUCUUCCUCCUCCUCCUCCUUCUUCCUCUCCUUCUCCUUCUCCUUCACUGAUCACUCGUAGUCAAGUAAGAUUGUCUUCCAUGAACACAGUCUUAACAGUGAGUCCGUAAGUGACUGUGGAGGCCAAUUCUGGAUCCACAUGUCCUUCCACAGUGGGGACAUUGGUGGGAGUUGAUCAUGGUGAGGAUUUGCCAAGCAUGACUUCCUCUUAGCACGUUUCUUCCCUGCGUCCUGAGUUUGAGCAUCUUCACAGCCCAUGACACCUUUGGUAAAGGCUGUUCUCCAAUUGGAGCGUUCGCAGGCCAGUGUUUCCCAGUUGUCUGUGUUUAUACUACUUUUUUUUUUUUUAGAUUUGCCUUGAGACAGUCUUUAAAGCUCUUUUGUUGACUACCAACAUUACACUUUCCAUUUUUAGGUUCUGAAUAGAGUAGUUGCUUUGGAAGAUGAUAAUCCCCAGAGGUGCACUCCAUUGUCCCUUGAGACAGAUGGAUGCCAGCAGCAACAACUUCUGACUAGGCUCUAACUAGAUAUGGAAUCGGCAUGGUGGAGUAGAAUCUCAGCUGCCCACCAGGAAUAUCUGCCCUACCUCUGGGUGUACCGGACAUCCACACAUUGGAUGUCAUAGUCACUUAUGAUCCACACACACCAGAUCCAAAACACACAGACUGAAUAGGGCAAUAUUAUCCCUUUUUUUAUGUGUUCAAAAGUUAACUGUUGUAUUGUUGGGCUUACACACUUCCAAAGGCCCUAUGGAAACAUGGGUCCAGCGUAUAGAUAUCUGGUAGGUUUGCCAAUGGGGUCAGAUUCUGCUGUAAUGCAGUUUGCAGGGUGGAUAAAAAUCAAUGAUUUAUUUAUUUUAAAAUAAAAUAGGAUUUUUUUUUAUUUAAAUCGAUUUUUUAAAUUUAAAUUAGAUUUUUAAAAUAAAAUGUUUUUGGAGGAAAAAAUCUUUCUAAAGAUAAGUUUUCUAUUUAAGUUACAUUAUAGUCCAAAGGCCAUCAGGAAAUAAGGAUUUGUUUUAAGCUUUUCAUGUGUAUUGAAACUCAGUCUAAGUUUUUUUUUCUUUAUGUUUAACCACAUCAGUUAACAAACAUGGAUACAUAUGCUAUAAUGUUAUUGUUUUAGUUAAAUAAAUGGUUUAAAUUGUUAUUAAUUGUUAUUACUUUUCUCCUUCCAAUAAAGUACAGCAGAAAAGUUGUACAAAUAUAAAAACAGUUAACUUAUUCACUCCGGUGGGAAGGUAAACAGUGUUUCCGUGCACUGCUCUGGUUCGCCACAAGCGGCUUAGUCAUGCUGGCCACAUGACCCGGAAGCUGUAUGCCAGCUCCCUCAGCCAAUAAAGCAAGAUGAGCGCCGCAACCCCAGAGUCAUCUGCGACUGGACCUAAUGGUCAGGGGUUCCUUUACCUUUACCUUUAUAUCUCAUAGUACAACCAAAUCAGUAAUUUUUGAUAUAACUGUAAAAACUACUCUGAAAAUGUAUUAUUCCAAAAAUGAAACCUUCAUCUGGUUGUAAAUAUUAAGAUUAUACCAGCAGGAAUGCCUUUCUGUAAAAAAAAAAAAUUGUUGUUUAGUCGUUUAGUCGUGUCCGACUCUUCGUGACCCCAUGGACCAGAGCACGCCAGGCACUCCUGUCUUCCGCUGCCUCCCGCAGUUUGGUCAGACUCAUGUUUGUAGCUUCGAGAACACUGUCCAACCAUCUCGUCCUCUGUCGUUCCCUUCUCCUUGUGCCCUCAAUCUUUCCCAACAUCAGGGUCUUUUCCAGGGAGCCUUCUCUUCUCAUGAGGUGGCCAAAGUAUUGGAGCUUCAGCUUCAGGAUCUGUCCUUCCAGUGAGCACUCAGGGCUGAUUUCCUUCAGAAUGGAUCGGUUUGAUCUUCUUGCAGUCCAUGGGACUCUCAAGAGUCUCCUCCAGCACCAUAAUUCAAAAGCAUCCAUUCUUUGGCGAUCAGCCUUCUUUAUGGUCCAGCUCUCACUUCCAUACAUCACUACUGGGAAAACCAUGGCUUUAACUAUAAGGACCUUUGUCGGCAAGGUGAUGUCUCUGCUUUUUAAGACGCUGUCUAGGUUUGCCAUCGCCUGUCUCCCAAGGAGCAGGCGUCUUUUAAUUUCGUGACUGCUGUUUUUUAACUGUUAACUGAUGUGGUUAAACAUAAAGGGAAAAAAACUUAGACUGAGUUUCAAUACACACGAAUAAAAAAAUUUAAACCAAGUCUCACUGACUUAAAUCAAAUCCACCCUGGCAGUUUGUAAUAUUAUUUGGCUGGAGACAUGUGUGAGCACCUCUUGGUGUAGCUAAAAGUGUUGUGUCUGCCCAGUGUACAAAUACUCACAUGUAUAAAAUUGCAGUGGAACUUCAUCUGUAUUGUAUUGCCCUUAUUCUUGCAGAAGUGGCUUCCUGAUGAAUCGUUUCCUCUUUUUUCUAUUUGACAGGGGCGUUGUCUGUUCGCAAGCGGCAGCCCUUUUGAGCCAGUGAAGCUAAGUGAUGGGCGAUCCUUCAAACCUGGACAAGGAAACAAUGCAUACAUAUUUCCAGGUAAAGCAGUUUGUUAAGAGACAAUUUUGGCUUGUAAGAAUCCAAAGGCCUCUUGCAUUGCGAGAUGGGCUUUACGAUGGCAGGUUACAAGUUCAUAAUAAAAUAUAUUUUUUGCCACAAGGGCAUCAGGGAAUUCUGUGCUGCCCCACAGAGAGCCAGUGUGGUGUAGUGGUUAAGAGCGGUAGACUCGUAUUCUGGUGAACCGGGUUCGCUUCCCCGCUCCUCCACAUGCAGCUGCUGGGUGACCUUGGGCUAGUCACACUUCUCUGAAGUCUCUCAGCCCCACUCACCUCACAGAGUGUUUGUUGUGGGGGGAGGAAGGGAAAGGAGAAUGUUAGCUGCUUUGAGACUCCUUUGGGUAGUGAUAAAGUGGGAUAUCAAAUCCAAACUCCUCCUUCUCUUCCUCCUCCUCUUCCUCCUCUUCUUCUUCUUCUUCAGUUCCCUUCAUGCUAUUGGCUUUCAGUGCUGAGCGUUGUUGGUAGCAACGCUUAUAAAAAUAAACACUGCUGUUAGCUUCUACGCAAACAGCGGCAUAAAAGCCUUUCAGUUCCGCAAAUCCAGACGUUUUUGUAAAACGACUUUGAAUGUCUCUGUUCUUUAGGCGUUGCUCUUGCUGUUAUUCUCAGUGGGGUUCGGCACAUUAGCGAUCAAGUUUUCCUGGAGGCUGCGAAGGUAAGCGGUCCGAAGGCGAAACGCCUGGUGGGUGAAAUAGUACGUGCAUUGCAGUUUCCGCACGUGUGAGGGGAUUUUCAAAUGGAAAAGAUAGAAUAUGAGUUCAAAACUGACCUGUGCAUUGGUUGGCUUAAGAGGCUAGAAGCGAGGAGUUUGCUCCAUGACGUCAAAUGCCUUGGUUAGAUCAGGGCUACCACAAUGUGCUCUACAUGGGGCUGCCUUGGAAGACAGUUUAGAAACGUCCUCUUGUUCAAAAACGUAGCAGCAAGGAUGUAGACCGGAGCCCGUUACUGCAAUUGCGUGGCUCCCAUUAUUGCAGCAACUUCACUGGCUUGAGAGCCAUUUCCAGGCCUCAGCCAAAGUGUUGGUAUCGUCUCUAAAGCCUUAAAUGGCCCAGGACCAGUGUAACCCCAGAUGGUGGUUCGUUCCUGUGUAAUGUUUUUCUCUUUGUAUUAAAAAAGGCGUUAACAGAGCAGCUGACUGAGGAAGAACUUGCUGAGGGACGGCUUUAUCCUCCUCUUGCAAACAUCCGGGAGGUUUCCAUUAACAUUGCCGUUAAAGUAAGUGCAAUUUUGGGGGUGGCAGGAGGAGCGUUUGGAUAGAUGUACAGCCCACCUUAAUUUUUCUGAAUAUCGCAGGGUGGAGCGGGUCGGGACAACCAAUGAUGUUCUAGGGGCUGGAAUUGAUUGUGUGGGAUGAACCUAAACUGCCCAUUCUAGGUGUCCGAACAAGGUUUGGAUAAUCACGAUCAUCAUUGAACGGAAACCUUGAAGGACAAAGGUAGCACACGUCUGGGCCCAAAAUGCCAAGGCCAUCUUCAAGCCUUGUCUGUGAGCUUCCAGAAGCAAUUGGCUGCUCGUGGUUGGAAACAAAAUAUUUCAAUAGGAAGACACCAGUGAUGGGGAAUCUGUGGCUCUCUUUAGAUGUUGCUUCCAUCAUCCCUGAUGGUUGGCCUUGCUAGCUGAGGCUGAUGGGAGAUGGAGGGUCCAACGGCAAGCUGGAGGACCACAAGGAGGACUGUAGCUCAGUGGCAGAACAUCUUCUUUGCGUGCGGACAGUCCCAGAUCCAAUUGCAGGCAGGGUUGAGAGGGACCCAUAGAGAGGCACCCUCUGUUGCCUGACUCCCAACUCCCAUUAGCCCCAGCCACCAUGGCCCGACGGUCAUGGAUGAUGGGUUUUGUAGUCCAGCAUCCGAAGGGCACCAGGUUGGCUAGCCAGGGUGUAGACAAUACUGAAUGAGAUGGACCAGCAUAAAUUCUGUGUUCCCCAACUCUGAGAUGGAUCAUGGGAAUCCUGCAGAUCAAUAAUCUGAUUUCCUCCCGCUCCAGGUUAUGGAAUUUUUGUAUGCCAACAACAUGGCGUUCCAUUACCCUGAGCCUGCAGACAAAAACAAGCACAUACGGUCGAGGAUCUGGAACUACAAGUAUGAAUCGUUUCUGCCGGAUUUGUAUGAUUGGCCAGAAUCUACGGCGCAUCCACCCAAAACACAGUGACUUGCCCAAGGGGGCGUGUUCUUCAGGUGGCACCUGAAAUUCUGCAGGGAAUCUCUUUCCGGAACAGAUUUAAAACCAGGAACGUUUUGAGACUUUGAUUUUUUUCAACAACGACAAAAGUAUUUUUAAGCCUUGCCCCAUAACAAUUGCCUGGAUUGCUCCUGGUGUAGAUGUUCCUUCUGACGAUUUGCAUUCCAAUGGAUGGAAGUGACUUAUCUGGAACCAAGAUACAAAAACUUAUACUGAUUUUUUAAUAUAAAAAAUUCACUUUUACAGUCCUCAGGGUCACUUAACCAUAUACAGGAAAUCCUUAAUUAUCUUGUCAUUCCUGUUAUAUAGACCCAGUUUAUAUAUUUAGUGGUAGAGCUUCUUCUGAGCUGCCCCACUUCAGACUGCAAAUGGUCUUCUUUAUCUAUAUUGGAAACGAAUAAACUCACCGAGUGUAGAAAAUGAGCAUGUCAGAAAGAUUUGGCCUAGCCUUUUGUCAUGUGCUGUUUUUCUGCUUGCACAGAACUUAUUUUUUAUGGAGAAAACAUUCAAACAAGCAACCUUCCAGCAUCUUGAAGUGGUACAGCGCAGAAAUGGUUUUACCUCUUGAUCCUGCUGCAUGCAUUAACUGGGCCUUAAGCUGGCUACCAAAUCUCUUCAUCCCUUUUUGUACUCUGGUUGCCUAUUUUAUAUGUGCCCUGAUGGCCCUUGCAGUUGUCUGAUGUGCUGAGCUUUGUGGCCUCAAUUGGGCAAUGUCAGAUUUUAGGACGGGCUACCAGCUUCCUUUGCAGGUAAACAUGGCGAGUUGUCUGUUCUGAGCUUCGAGUAAGCAACUUUGCCCUUCUUAGCUCUGCUACAAAAACAAAAAGAAAAACAACCUUGCCAGCAAGCAUGGUUUUAGAGUGCUUCCACAUGGCUGUUUAUUGUGAAGUCUGUGUUGUUAACAAAUGCAGCAUCCACACAAUGUCACAAUGCCUCCCAUAUUAUUUUCCAGUUUAAAAAUCCAGAAAAUCUUCCAGAAAACCCAGCAAGUAACACCCUCCUCGCAAAAAAACCCCCAGACAAUCAAACUGGCUUAAAUGCAGUGGGCUAAAUUAUGGGAUGGCAUUUUGAUGAGGAUGAUGUUUCAGGGAUGCAGCAAAAAACUUUUAUGCGUGAACAGCACAGAGUCCACAGUGUGUAAGUGACCUAAGUCUCUUGAAUCUAUACUAGGGGUGUGAGAACCUUUGACCCUCCAGAUGUUGCUGAACUGGAACUCCCGUCAUCCCUGGCCAUUGGCCAUGCUUGCUGGGGCUGAUGGGAGUUGGAGUUCAGCAACAUCUGGAGGGCCAAAGGUUCUCCACCCCACGUACCAGUGUUGGCUUCUACAGUGUUCCAAUUUUGCCUUUUCAAAGUUUUUCUCUGCGGGGUGCUUACACUCCGUAGCCCCAAAUCCUGGGCCUCCAGUGCAUCCUCAGAGCUCUGUCCCAAUGGCAUCAGCAUCGGGGUGGUCUUCCCAUCUCUGCAUUUCAGCAUCCUGUACAGGUCAUUCCCAGCUCCCUUGGAAUUCUGCAUUCGAAAACACAUACACUCCCAAACUUUUGAUUGAGGCAUGUAUUUAGGAAUUGGCUUGAACUGGCUUUAUUUUACAACAUAAUAGCAAGAUUUGUGCCUCUUAAAACAAGGGGCAGUUUCAGUGUGGGCUUCCCCAGUGCUAAGUUGCAUUUUGACCUGACCAGAUGCAAGGCUUGCGUUUGGCCUGCAACGUGGUCAGUGAGCAGUCCGGCCACGGCUUCCACCCGACUGAGCCACCCUUAACUAUAGAUCCGCUAUGUGUACAGCUGUUACAAAACUGAUUUUUCAACCGAUUGUACAUUUAGUACAAAGACUUAUUUGGUGCCUGGCUGUGUUUUUUUUUUUAAUCUCUCAAAUGAAUUGUUACCUAAAAUUGCGAUGAUAGUGGGAAAUGGGGAGUGGGCAUUUUCCCCUGUUUACUACGGAGAAACUUCUUCCGAUAAGCAUCAGGCGACAGCAGCUCUAGUUUUAAACAGACUUGGGAAACGGAUUAGGUGCUGCAGAGUGAUUUUUCUUGACCGCCUCAUUUUGUGUAGAAGCAACAAUGAGAUAUCGGGGUUUAUAUCUGGCACUCCACACUCGCUGCCCUUAAUGGCUCCUCCUGCCAAAAGGGAUGGAAGACAUUUGUGAUGAAAGCAAUUAAACCAAUCAAGCAUACGGGGUACAUUUCUGAACAGAUUUAAUUCGAAUGUUCUCAGCAGACUGAUGAGCUGCCGGACAAGCAUCACUUAGUAUUAGAUUGGCAUUAUGCUAAUGUCUUCUCUGCCAUUUCCCCUACUUCACCUCUUUGCAUAAUUUUUUGUCUCCCAAGAUGAUUGCAUGCUCAUACAGCAAAGAGAUGAAUUUUUUGCACCAGCGAAGGUUGUGGUUACAAAAGGCGUAAUUUACCAGGGUUUGCACAAGCUCCAGUAAAUUCAUUGGGGCUGUGCAAGCCAGCUACUGUUCUUUGGGUGAAGUCUCCUGGAUUUCACUGAGGUUUGUGGACUGUUCCUGCAGCAGUGCUUAUGCCACACUUCUCAACAGAAAGCAGAACAGAAUGGUCCUUAUCUCCUAUACACACCCUCAAGGCUUUAAGAGUUGGAUCAUACAUAAGGUAUAUGAACAGCCCAGUGUGUCAUGGACACACAGAACAUUCAAAGGAGUAUUUUAAGGGUGUUUUCCAUGCUACAGUUUUAAGAUACAGGAGCACUCGCAUAGUUUGAAACUGUCUUCCCACUGUCCUUCAUAGGCAUAGCUAGGUUAAUGCAAUUGGGCACAUAAUUUGCUAGAUUCUAGAGGUAGUUGUGUGGUCAUACUUGGAUCCAAGUACACAAGCUUUGACAGAAUGUAUUUAGUCUGAGAGAUAGUCCAGCUAAUGUUUCCCUUCUUCCCAUGUUGCUCUUGUGAGAACUGAGUUUACACAACUAUCAGACCCUGCUGGAUUGCACCUUCUUCAGACUCCAGGUGGGGAAUUGCGUGCUUAAAUGUUCCCCAGAAUAAAAAGCGAGAGAGCGCUGUGCACAUGCAAAACUAAUAUGUUAAGGAGAAAGUUGCCUUGAACCAACCUUCCCUUUAUACUAGUUCUGUGAUGUGCAGGAAGGUGUUUUAAAAAAUAAAAUAAAAUAGGGAUAUUCAGAUAUUUAUUUGCCCCCCUCAAGUGUGAAGUGGUAGUCUGGGAACAGGUGAAUCUUGUGUUUGCUGAGCGUAGUUCAAUUCCGAUCCAAUCAGUCUUCCUCCUCCAGGGAUGUGAGCCUUCCAUUCAAGUCAACCUUUGCAAGAUUCUUGACGAAUACCAUUUUAAAAAAUAGUACAAGUAAAACAACAUGUGAAAAACAAGGCACUAUAAUGUAGCUGUGAGCGUAAGUUUCUCUUGUGUUAUUGGCAAAAACAACAGUGGGGUGUCGGUAAUGCUAUUUAAAAGUGUGUCUUAGUUGUAAUGUAUUUUUUGUGGGGGGUUGCACACAAAAUAGCAUCACCUGGCACCUCUUUUAGGAGGGAUUCCCCCUCCCCCUUGUUUGCCUUAUAACAUGGCUUCAUCAUUGCACUUCCCCACUUCCUAACCCUUGUUUUCUUUUUAGCGACGUUUAUUUAUUCUGUAAGUCGUUUUUAACGAAUCUGUUUUAAUGAUUGCUCUUGCGGCUUUGUGCAUGAAGAUUGCUUUUCCAUGAGUGCAACAGAAGGUUAAAUGCUGCUUUAGAGGGACUGAAAGCAAUUCUUCAGAAGAGGGUUCGUUAUGUAUUUGUACAUCUUGUUAGCUUGGAAUUCUUUUUUGAGAGGUGAAACUCGUGUUUGGAAAACUUGACCCGUGUCUCUCCUUAGCUGUCCAGCAUCAGUGAAGGAGCUGUUCACACAACCGCCUGAACCCAUGAUGCCCUUUUGGGUCUGCGUAACAGCCACUAUUUAUUGAAUUCAGCCCAGAUCUGCUUUAGGCACAUGCCACCAGAAAUGUGACAGAAGCUACAUUUUUGGAGAUGUUCCGAAACCCAAUGUGGUCUGAAUUUAAAGGGAACAUAUGCAUGUGUACACAAUGAUUUAUACAACAGGAAAUCUCUGUUGACUGCCAUGUGCUGGUUGGGCUCCAGGAUUUGGCCCUGAAACCAUGUACUGUAUACAGAAACAGGGACAGUUUUCUUAUGGCUCAAGUGGGGAAACCCUUUCAUUUUUCUGGCUCCUCUGCAUGAGGAAUCUUGAUGGGAAAUAAGAAACCCCAACUCUCUCUGGUAGCCCAAAAUGUCCCAAGCGGAGCAUAAAAGUAAGGCAAUUUUAGUUCCAUCAGCUGUUGUGUCUUGCAUAAAUGCUGUUUGGGCUGUUUCUAAAGCAAAUCAAACACCUUUGUGGGAGCAAUUCUUGCAUAGUCAAAAUACAAAUCCUCAGGAUGAACCUUUUUUCAGAAUAUGGUUUAUUGCGAAGUAGUCUGUGUGGCUUAAAAAUGAACAAACACUGUGUUUAAAAAUGUGGGUUUAUUUUUCUCCUUUGGUAAUAUUGUAACUGUACUGAGAUAUGUGUUAAUGGUCUUCUAUUUUCAUAGUAAAAGCCGUCCCUUUUGCCUA
Podarcis lilfordi (Lilford's wall lizard) is the source of this 39686-nucleotide messenger RNA. NCBI's taxonomy places the organism in Eukaryota, Metazoa, Chordata, Lepidosauria, Squamata, Lacertidae. The record is from the annotation of a GenBank genome assembly.